Molecule: messenger RNA, 1566 nt
Organism: Cuscuta campestris
Lineage: Eukaryota; Viridiplantae; Streptophyta; Magnoliopsida; Solanales; Convolvulaceae
Source: the annotation of a GenBank genome assembly
UAAUACUCCCAAAUUUUAUUAAAGUUGAUAAAAUUGUGGUUAUUUUCGAUAAUUGUUGCUAAAUAAAUUCGUUUAAAUUGAAGGGGACAGCUGAGCUAGUGACCCAGGCUACAAUUCAUCCAGAUGAAAUGACGGGAACUGAUGCCAAGGUCGAAGCAAUGAAAAUGGCGGAUGCGAAUCAACCCGAGAGAGUUCAAUCACUAGCUCAAAAAGGUGAAGCCGUUGUGCCGGCGGUAUACGUGCAGCCGCCCGAUAACAGGCCCCGUAUCAACGUCAACGACUCCCUCCAUCCGGUGCCGACGAUCGACUUGAGCGCGCCGGCCGACCUCAUCCUUGGCGAACUGCGAAAGGCCUGCAGGGAAUGGGGAGCCUUUCACGUAGUAAACCACGGAGUCUCCGUCGAAUUGCUGGAUGGUGCCAGGCGCGUCGGCCGAUCUUUCUUCCAGGACUAUCCUCUGCCGGAGAAGCUGAGGUAUUCCUGCGAUCCGGAUUUGCCUGCUUCCGAGGGUUACGGCAGCAGAAUGUUGGUUGCCUCGAACGAUGCCGUUUUGGACUGGAGAGAUUACUUUGACCAUCACACGCUGCCGCUCUCUCGCCGCGAUCCAUCUCGCUGGCCCCACUUUCCCUCCGAUUACAGAGACGUUGUUGCACGGUAUAGCGAUUGUAUGAAAAUCCUCGCACAGAGACUUUUGGGGUUGAUCUCCAAGAGUCUAGGCCUGCCAUGUUCGUGCAUCCAAGAUGCAGUUGGGGAAUUUCAUCAGAACAUUACUUUCAGUUACUAUCCCCCAUGCCCACAGCCGGAGCUUACUCUUGGCUUGCAAUCACACUCUGAUAUGGGUGCCAUUACUCUUCUCAUCCAAGAUGAUGUUAGGGGACUUCAAGUUCUUAAGGAUGAAAAAUGGGUAACUGUGAAUCCCCUAUCUGAUGCUAUACUUGUCAUCUUGGCUGACCAAAUUGAGAUCAUAACCAAUGGAGAGUACAGAAGCUCUAUACACCGCGCCAUAACUAAUGCUGAGCAACCUCGGUUUUCGAUAGCUACAUUCCAUGACCCUGCAAAGACAAGAAAGGUUUCCCCUGCAUUUCAUCCGCCUAAAUACCGUGAAGUGAUGUAUGGCAACUAUGUAUCAUCAUGGUACACAAAGGGCCCAGAAGGAAAGCGGAAUCUUGAUGCCCUUAUUAUUUAAUUGGAGGACUUUCAUGUGGCUUGGUAGACUACAAUAUGUAACGUGGAACACGAGAAGUCGCAUCACAGAUGAUGAAACUUGUCCGAACUGUGUAAACCAUGCCGAAAUUGUUGAUCUUCUCCUCGUGAAAUACCCCAAAAGCUCCAGAAAUACUAAAUACCAAUGCUAUUGUGCACUCGAAGUGAGAGUUAAUGACAUAUUUACACCCACCAAAACAUUAAGGAUCAGUUUAUAUAUACUUGCACAUUUGAUGGAGGUUUAGUACAGUGGUCUACGUUAAGGAGUCGAAAGUGGAAAUGAUAGAUGAAACAUUCCCAAAAGGGAUAGUUUCUACUUUCUUGGAUUCAUCCUAUACUCCGUAGAAUAAUAGUGAGGGGUGGUG